This is a messenger RNA of Lodderomyces elongisporus, 429 nucleotides long. It is a transcript of the gene RPS12, whose product is annotated as 40S ribosomal protein eS12. Gene Ontology annotation, cellular component: ribosome; cytosolic small ribosomal subunit. Lineage: Eukaryota; Fungi; Ascomycota; Pichiomycetes; Serinales; Debaryomycetaceae. Gene Ontology annotation, biological process: translation. The record is from RefSeq and is a predicted model, not a curated record. Gene Ontology annotation, molecular function: structural constituent of ribosome. The transcript has a single exon. The coding region runs from base 1 to 429 and encodes 142 amino acids.
AUGUCCGACGUUGAACAAGAUCAAAUUGUUGAAGAAGUUGCUGUUGAGCAAGAAUCAUCCGUCUCCAUCGAAGAUGCUUUGAAAGUCGUCUUGAGAACCUCAUUGGUCCACGAUGGUUUAGCUAGAGGUUUGAGAGAAGCUUCAAAGGCUUUGUCCAAGAGAGAAGCUCAAUUGUGUGUCUUGUGUGACGCUGUUACCGAAGAGUCAAUCAUCAAAUUGGUUGAAGCUCUCUGUAACGAGCCAGAAGAGAAGAUCCCAUUGAUCAAGGUCUCAGACGCCAAGUUGUUGGGUGAAUGGGCUGGUUUGUGCCAAUUGGACAGAGAAGGUAACGCCAGAAAAGUUGUUGGUGCUUCAUGUGUCGUUGUCAAGAACUGGGGUGCUGACUCUGACGAGAGAAACAUGUUGUUGGAACACUUUUCUCAACAAUAA